This is a messenger RNA of Sorex fumeus (smoky shrew), 1416 nucleotides long. RefSeq names its product CD5 molecule (gene CD5). The record is from RefSeq and is a predicted model, not a curated record. Lineage: Eukaryota; Metazoa; Chordata; Mammalia; Eulipotyphla; Soricidae. The coding region runs from base 12 to 1406 and encodes 464 amino acids. Gene Ontology annotation, cellular component: plasma membrane. The transcript has 10 exons. Gene Ontology annotation, biological process: T cell costimulation.
ACCUGCUGGGGAUGCUGGUCACUUCCUGCCUCGGAGGGAGCAGGUGGGAGGACCAAGAGUUGCAGGUGGUACUCAACGGCUCACACUCGCUGUGCCAAGGCCAGGUGGAAGUUCACAUCCAGAACACGUGGCACACGGUGGACAAUCGAAGCUGGGACUGGCACAACAGCCUCCAGGAGUCCCUCCAACAGGCCUCAAAGCUCUGCCGGAAGCUGGACUGCGGGGAGGCCCUGAUCCUCGGCCACUUCCCCCGCUUCAAGCCCCCCAAGAACCAUCCCCCAGUCACCUGCCGGGGACAUGUGGGCUCCUUCGCCAAGUGCAAUGCCAGCUCGUCUGCCCAGACCAAGCCCCUGGGCCUCGUCUGCUUAGAGCCCCCCAAGAAGACCCCUCCUCCCACAAGCCCCCCACCCACGACAACUCCGGCGCCCACAGAUCCACCCAGGUUUCUGCUGGUGAAUGCGCCCCGGGGCCUGCGGUGUGCCGGCGUGCUGGAGGUCUACAUGGGGGGCGUCAUUGGCUCCGUCCACUUCGACGAGGCUUGGGACAGCGCCCAGGGCCUGGAGAACCGCAUCUGCGACAGCCUCCAGUGUGGCACCUUUGUGAAGCACCUUGAGAGGCUGAACGGGUCCCUGCCCAUCCGGUGGAGGAUGGCCAACCCGACGAGCUGCACCUUCCCCGAUGGGUGCUUCCUGCGGGUGCAGCCCCCAGACAGCGGUCGGCCACUCGCCCUGCUCUGCUCCGAGUUCCAGCCCAAGGUGCAGAGCCGCCUGGUCGGGGGCAGCGGCCCCUGUGCCGGCUCCGUGGAGGUGCGGCAGGACGGGCAGUGGGCAGCACUGUGCAGCAGCAAGUCCAUAGAACUCUGGAAGGAGGUGUGCAGGGAGCAGCGGUGUGGCCAUUUCAUAUCCGGCCACGAGCUGGAUGCCAGCGAGUCCCUCCAGGGGCAUCCGUGUUCCCAGAAGAAUCUGUCGCAGUGCCACCUGCUGGAGGAAAAACGGAAAUGCAAGAGGAUGUUCAUCACGUGCCAGGACCCGAACCCGGCGGGCCUGGGUGCAGGCUCCGUGAUGAGCAUCAUCCUGGCCUUGGUGCUCCUGGCCAUGCUGCUGACCGUGUGCGGGCCCCUCGCCUACAAGAAGCUGGUGAAGAAAUUCCGCCAGAAGAAACAGCGUCAGUGGAUUGGUCCCACGGAAAUGAGCCAAAACAUGUCUUUCCACCGCCACCACACGGCCACGGUGCGCACCUCGGCCGUGAACCCCACCGCCACGCACGUGGAGAACGAGUACAGCCAGCCGCCCACCAGCGCCAACACCGCCUACCCAGCUCUGGAGGGCGCCCUGCGCCGUAUCUCAACCCAGCCCGACAACUCCUCGGACAGCGACUAUGACCUGCAAGUGACCCAGAGGCUGUAGGGCGUGAGGA